Molecule: messenger RNA, 1074 nt
Organism: Helianthus annuus (common sunflower)
Lineage: Eukaryota; Viridiplantae; Streptophyta; Magnoliopsida; Asterales; Asteraceae
Exons: 2
Coding region: 1-1074 (357 amino acids)
Source: RefSeq, a predicted model, not a curated record
AUGGAAUCUGCCGAGAAAGUUGAUGGGGCUGAUGUUGUUAUCCCAUUGUCGUCGGUUCAACAAGUUACUGAUAGGUAUGCUAACACGUUAUUUGGGUAUUUUCUGGGUAAACGGUUGGCAUUUCCUGUGGUCGAUUACUUUGCUAAAAACAACUGGGCGAAAUAUGGUCUUUCCCGGCUCAUGAUGAAUGCAAACGGGUUAUUUCUCUUUAAGUUUACUACUAAGGAAGGGAUGAAUCAAUUGCUUGAGGAUGGGCCUUGGCUAAUCAGAAGUGUUCCCAUAAUUUUAAAGGAAUGGUCGCCCUCUAUCAAGAUGGAAAAAGAGGACAUUACAGCAGUUCCAGUUUGGGUCAAGAUGCAUGAUGUGCCGUUAUCUGCAUUUACCGAGGAUGGGCUUAGUUUAAUUGCCUCUAUGAUUGGGACUCCUAAGAUGUUGGAUACGUAUACUGCCUCGAUGUGUGCGGAAUCUUGGGGAAGGAGCAGCUAUGCUAGAGCGCUUAUUGAAGUGCAAGCAGGAGCUGAGUUAAAAAAGAGUGUUACUGUUGCUAUCCCAUCUAUGGAUGGUAGUGGGUUUUCUAAGGUGGAGGUCAAGAUUGAAUAUGAUUGGGAGCCUCUAAGGUGUUCCUCGUGCUGUGUGUUUGGUCAUGAUGACAGCUCGUGCCCAAAGAACCCUCAGAUAACUUCUAGUGGGGAUACUAAAAAGAAGAAUGAUGAGUUUCAGGUUGUAGAGGGCAAGAAUAAGAAAGUGAACAACCAAGGCAUUCAUAUGAAAAAUCAGAAGCCUAAAGUAGUUUACAGGCCAGUUGUUAACCCUAAGCCAAAAUCGUCUUCUAAGAGUUCGUCGCAGAACCAGGUUUCAACGUCUAAUCCGUUUGAUAUUCUGAAGGAUGAUACUGGUAAUCAGGGGGAUUCCAAUGUCGGUCGAGUGGAAAAGAAACCGUCGAGUGAUAGGCAGGAUUCGGAUGAGGAGGGGCAAGCACCUCUUCUACCAAGUUUUCUAAUGGAUAGGCUGUCCGCUUUUCGUUUGAAGGGGUUGCGGUUUUGUGGCUACUUUAUUUUUGAUGAUGGUGGUUGA